Molecule: messenger RNA, 2951 nt
Organism: Oncorhynchus nerka (sockeye salmon)
Lineage: Eukaryota; Metazoa; Chordata; Actinopteri; Salmoniformes; Salmonidae
Product: inactive dipeptidyl peptidase 10-like
Exons: 26
Coding region: 318-2720 (800 amino acids)
Biological process (GO): regulation of potassium ion transmembrane transport; proteolysis
Cellular component (GO): voltage-gated potassium channel complex; plasma membrane
Molecular function (GO): serine-type peptidase activity; potassium channel regulator activity
Source: RefSeq, a predicted model, not a curated record
AGCAGUCAAGAUCCCCUCGUUAGUCGCUUGCAGACUGAUAGAGGUGUAUAGGCAGCCAGUAUAUUUUCUGGGAUUAGGCUACUUAAUUCUGACGACUAAAUAUUUUGCCCUCUCUUGAACAUAAUGUGGAGAGACAAGUGUUCUCGGCAGACAUUCGAAGACCUAGCAUAAUUCAUUCGUGACGGACCCCAUUGCUGCAUGCCUCCUGUUUAAGAUUCUGCCGUUUUGACUAAUCCACGGGACAGUGGGAUCCGACUACAGAGCAUCUUUAGGAUUCACAGCGAGUUGAGUCCAAGUUCUAUUACCAGCAGUUUACCAUGACAGCCACUAAGGAGGCGGCGCAGCCGAAUCAGAGACAGAAGCCACCGCCAAAGGAUGAUGAGGAGGACCUUGGUGCGGGAGCUCCACCUGACAGGAACUGGAAAGGAAUUGCUAUUGCUCUGCUGGUUAUUUUGGGGGUCUGCUCUCUUAUCACCAUGUCUGUCAUCCUCCUCACCCCAGCGGACAGCCAAGCUGGCAGUGAUACCAAACUCACAGUGGAAGAUCUGUUCAAGCCUGAGUUUGUUGCCCACGACCCGGAGGCCAAAUGGAUCAACGACUCAGAAGUGAUCUACAGGAAUCGCGAUGGCCACGUAAUCAAGUUUAACAUCCUCACCAAUGAGACUGAAAUUGUACUGACAAACACAACAUUUGUCAAUUUCAAUGUUGCAAAGUACUCCGUUUCCCCGGACUUGAAAUAUGUGCUCUUUGCCUAUGAUGUUAAACAGGUUUUCCGGCAUUCAUACAUGGCCUCAUAUAGCAUUUACAACAUCCACACAAGGGAGGUAUGGGAGCUGGAUCCUCCAGAGGUGGUGAAUUCUAUUCUGCAGUAUGCUGCGUGGGGAGUACAGGGCCAGCAACUGAUCUACAUAUUUGAGAACAAUAUUUACUACCAAUCAGAUGUGAAGAGCAACUCCCUCAGACUGACAUCGUCUGGAAAGGAAGGGGUCAUUUUCAAUGGGAUCGCUGACUGGCUGUACGAGGAGGAGAUUCUCCAGUCACAUAUAGCACACUGGUGGUCACCGGAUGGAGAGAGGUUGGCCUUCCUGGUCCUCAAUGACACUCUGGUGCCCAAUAUGGCCCUUCCACGCUUCACUGGCGCUUCAUACCCCAAAGGAAAGCAAUACCCCUACCCUAAGGCUGGCCAACCCAACCCCACAGUGAAGUUAUACGUGGUGAAUCUGUACGGGCCGACACACACACAGGAGCUCACACCACCAGACAGCCUCAAACUAAGGGAGCACUAUGUCGCCAUGGUCAGUUGGAUCAGUAAAACCAAGACGACGGUCAGGUGGAUAAACCGUGCCCAGAAUGUGUCCAUCCUGACCGUGUGUGAGACCACCACGGGGGCCUGUGUUAAGAGGCAUGAGGAGGUCUCAGAGCUCUGGCUUUCAAAGCAGAACCAGGAACCAGUGUUCUCCAGGGAUGGCAGCAUAUUCUUCCUGACAGUGCCCGUCAAGCAAGGCGGGCGUGGAGAGUUCCAUCACAUCGCCAUGUUCACCACACAGUUCAGAGCAGAUCAAAACGAGGUCCGCCAUCUAACAUCAGGAAACUGGGAAGUAACUAAGAUCCUGGCCUAUGAUGAGAGCAACGACAACAUAUAUUUUCUCAGCACUGAAGGCUCACCGCGAAGAAGACAGCUUUUCAGUGUGAAGACUGUCGGGUUGUUCCCUCGACACUGUCUGACGUGUGAGCUAAAUAAGGCGCACUGUCUGUUCUUUAAUGCUGAGAUAAGCCCCAAUGAUAAGCAUAUCAUCCUCCACUGUAAAGGUCCCGGAGCACCCACUGUGAUCUUACACAGCCUCAAUAAUGCCAAUUACUACAUCCUUGAGAACAACUCUCUACUAAAGGCCGCUUUAAAGGUCAAGAGGAUUCAGAUGACGGAUUUCAGAACAAUCCAGAUGGAACAUUUUGAUCUGCCUUUGAAGAUCUCUUACCCACCAGACUUUUCUGAAUCGCGUCACUAUGGCUUGCUAUUGAUAGUCGAUGGCUCCCCCGGUGGCCAGGCGGUGAGCGACCGUUUCGUCCUGGACUGGGACUCGGUUCUGGUCAGCUCGGAUAACGUCAUAGUGGCUCGUCUGGACGGCAGAGGGAGUGGCUUCCUGGGCCAGAGGGUUCUACAUGAAGUCCACCGGCGUUUGGGAACCGUAGAGGUGCAGGAUCAAAUCACAGCUGUGGAAUACAUGUUGACAUUCCCGUACAUUGAUCGGACACGGAUAGGAGUAUUUGGGAGGGGUUAUGGUGCCUAUAUUACAUUAAUGAUGCUCAAAUCAACCGACAGCCUGUUCAAAUGUUCAGUAGCAAUGUCCCCCGUCACGGACUGGAAACUAUAUGCAUCAGCGUUUUCCGAGAGGUACCUUGGCAUGCCAUUACGGGACGACAGCAGAUAUCAGUUCUCCAGUGUGUUGCAGAACGUCCAGCCACUGAGGGAACAGACUCUGAUGCUUGUCCACGGCACAUCAGAUGCCAAUGUUCACUUUCAGCAUACUGCUGAGCUCAUCAGGAACCUUGUGAAAGUUGGAGCAAACUACUCAAUGCAGCUCUAUCCAGAUGAGGGUCAUUUCCUGUCCCAGCGGAGUCGGCAGCACCUCUUCGGGUCGCUCACCAACUUCUACAGGGAGUGUCUCAGGGAAGAGAUCCUACCACUGCCCGAUGAUGAUGAGGAGGAGGAAGAAGAGUAGGAGUUAUGAUGUGUUGGGAACCUUCGGCAGGACUUUGGCAGGACUUCCUCUCUGUAAACAUUUGCUGAAGCCUGCACUAAAGGCUGGUGGCUUUUGGACCAAGUGUUAAGACAGAGGUGGACAGUGAGAGUUGCUGAUGCUGUUAGUGUGUGUGUGUGUGUGUGUGUGUGUGUGUGUGUGUGUGUGUGUGUGUGUGUGUGUGUGUGUGUGUGUGUGUGUGUGUGUGUGUGU